AAAUCCGCGGUCACACUGAUUGUUGUAUUGUUGUUGAUGGCAGCUGAAAUAAAAAACCAUGGCGGAUUUGAAAAAAAUGUGCCGCAUUUGUCUGAAAGACGCCGUGAACGCUGUGGACAUUUUUGCGAGACAGAAACCCGAUGAGAGCUUGCCCUACGAGCCGGAAGAUCUUCCGGCCAAUCUGAUUAAGGAUUGCACUGGGUUGAGUGUGCAAGAAGGAGACGGUCACCAUCAGCAUUUAUGCCAGCCGUGCUUUAGGCAGCUUCGGAAAGCCUUUCGAUUCAAACGCAAGUACUGCCGGAGCAUGCAAAACCAGGCUCCGGUGAAGAGAGAACCAACUGACGAGGAAAUUUCCAUAAUUCCAAACGAUGACGCCUGGCAGCCGCCACCAGUAAAGGUGAAGAACGAGGCAGAGAUCGACGAUGAUUCCACUGUGCCGGUGAUUAACGAGGAGGAACACCACAACACUGCUGCAGAAUAUUUUGAGAUCAUCGAGACCGACGACUUGGAAUUAAACAUCAAGACCGAGGAGGACGGAGAGGAGGAGAUGGAGGAAAUUACCCCCAACCCGCCACUGAUGAGGAGGCCUUUCACCAUCCGGGUAGUGGCGUCGCAGGAGGAACCCCAGCCAAAUAAUGCCGGACCACCACCGCUCCACUACCAGUGCAUACACUGUCCAAAGACGUUCCCCAAGAAGGUGCAGCUCCUUCUCCACAGUCGUGCGCACAAAAAAAGGGAGCUGCCAGACGCGGAGGAUCUACCGGCAGAAAGCUAUGACUAGCCCCGCCCGGAAUGAGAUUCGUAUCAAGUAAUCUUCAAAAAUAGAAUGUAUUUUGUCAGAGCUAGGAGAGAUCAAUGAUUUAGCUAUAAGGAAGGAACGACAUACCCGUACUAACAUGACAUGCUGGAAUGUAUAUUUAGUAUAGGACAGACAAAAGCUGAUUGACAGACAAUGGGGAAAGAACCCACAUAUUAUGUUACUUACAAUAAGAGGUUCAAAAUAUCCAGUUUUAGGUUUUGUCAGAUUGAAUCUACUGGCUUCGAUAGAGCCCCACCAAGGAGACAAUUUAACAAUGAAAACACACGAUUUUAUUUCAAAUAAAUUCUUGGAUAUUUCUCAACUUAAAAUUGCUAGAAAAUUGUUUUUGUUUUUCCAGAAUGUUCGAAGUUCGAUGACCGUUCCUGUACUCUAAUCCAGCGGUGGGCACUCCUUGCUCCCAUUGAUUCCACCUGACGAGGCACGAGACGCCAAGAGCGUAGCAGAUUGAUGCUCGACUCAAGUCUCGCGGAUGGAGGUUUCUUUUGUGGUUUUUUGGACUGUUCGGACUGAGAGCAUUAAUUCUAGCUCCGGGGAGUUAAUUAAACUAAUGGCUAAUGUACUAUCUAGCAGUUAGAUUUAUGUAAUUACUUAGGUAUGAUACAAAAGAUUCGUAUGCCUCGGGGCACGUGGUUUUUGUCAUUCGAUUUUGAUACAUUUUGUCUCCUUUGAUUCGAAAUUAUAAUUUAU
Molecule: messenger RNA, 1507 nt
Organism: Drosophila obscura
Lineage: Eukaryota; Metazoa; Arthropoda; Insecta; Diptera; Drosophilidae
Exons: 2
Coding region: 59-781 (240 amino acids)
Cellular component (GO): nucleus
Molecular function (GO): zinc ion binding
Source: RefSeq, a predicted model, not a curated record